Messenger RNA from Oryza sativa Japonica Group (Japanese rice), 4155 nucleotides. The record is from RefSeq and is a predicted model, not a curated record. Lineage: Eukaryota; Viridiplantae; Streptophyta; Magnoliopsida; Poales; Poaceae.
AGAAGGCAUCGGGCUGAGAGGCCAAAUCUGUUCAUCCAAUAUAUUAAGAUGUCAAUGCGCUGUUUUUGAUCUGCGCAUGGGAUUAUGUCUAUUACCGUUAAGCAAUGAAUAUAUAUUAGUCCAAUCGUUCCCUCUCAGUUCGUGACGCUCUUACAUUAAAAAGUUCUGACUUUGCAACGAAGCUGACUGGUGAGUUAAACAUAUGGAUUGAAAUGAACAAUUCCUACUGGCAUCUUUUCUUUGUCCUAUUGGCAAAACAACGGCCUCUUUUAAUUUCCUACCAUGUUCUGAACGAACAUCCUGGUUCCUCUAUAUAAGUAAUUUCUCAGAAGGUUAGCGGAGCGCUCUUGUGCUUGGAAGCAGCGUAUAGCCCCAAAAGCGAGUUCAUCAGCCCUUCAUUCUACCUAGGAAAAGAAGUAACUGAAAUUGGGGGUUGUACUCUUCCAAAUUUCUGUUAGUUCUUUUUGUUUGAAUUCGGGAGACAAAUUUGGUGAUCGCUUUGCUCGUAACAGAUGUUAAGAAGACAAAGAUCAAGAAGAGGAGCUAGCUAGGUAGUCUGAUCAUUGGGUAGAAAGAUUUGAGAAACAAAUCAAGGACCCAGUGCUCAACCUGGCUAUGGACGACAUCGUUGGAAUAUUGAAGGGAGCAGCUGGUCUUGCUGCCGAUGCCAAUGCCUUCCGUGAGUUCUUCAACUGGGCCGCACCACGUGUCUUGGCUGCCGUACGUUCUCAGCAGCAGCAGCAUCUGCUGCAAGUGGAUCCAGGAGGGGUAGGAUCAGCAUCAGCUAGAGACAACAGAACAGCUCCACUGCACCAGAUUGAGGAUGAUCUUCAGAAUCUCGAGAACGACCUAUGGCUGAUCCAAUCAACUACAUCCACAAUGUAUGACCUCAUCGAUCGUCUUGAAUGGCAUAGCCACAAGGAUACAGAAGACUGGCAUCUUCGCCAGAUCAAGGAUGUAGCGUACGAUGCCGAGGACCUCCUUGAUGAGUACAAUUACUAUGCUCUCAAGGUGAAGGUGGACACGAGCAAGAACUUGGGGCAAGAUCACUCGCAUGAACCCUUUUUGGAGUUCCUGAACAGUGUCAACUUCAGUAAAGUAAUGAAAAUCAAAAAUAGACUAAAGCAGGUUUUUGACCAAUCCAAGGGUUUAGGCUUUCACAAAACACCAAAGAAGUUUGAUCGAUUAGUCAGACCAGAGACAUGCCGUGUCCUAGACGAGCCAGAUGAGAUAUUUGGUCGUGAAAAAGAACUGAAGGAGUUGAAGCAAAAGCUAGGAGUACGUGGACGCAAGAGAGGCAGACCUGUGGCAUGCAGCACUACAGCUGAAGCAAGGAGGACAGAGUUGCCUGUGCUGCCAAUAGUUGGUAUGGGCGGCAUCGGGAAGACCACCAUGGCACAACAAAUCUGUGAGGAUAGAGUGGUGCGGAAUCACUUCGACUGCAUACUCUGGAUAUGUGUCUCGGAUGAAUUCGAGGUAAACAGGUUAACAAGAGAUGUUCUGAAGUCUCUUGGAGUAAAGUCACAAGAUUCUGAUACAAGGGAUACUCUUAUGGUUAAUUUACGUGAUAGUGUCAAGUCAAAGAAGUUUUUACUCGUCCUUGAUGACAUGUGGGAUGAUGUCUUAAAAGAUGAGAGAGGAUGGAGAACAUUUCAUAGAACUUUAAGCAAUGGUCUUCAGGGCAGUAUGAUUUUGGUCACCACUAGAUCUUCCAAAGUUGCUAACCUAGUCAGCAACAGUGAUCCCUAUGAGCUCAACGGACUGCAAAAUGAUGUUUUCUGGGAUUUCUUCAAACUAUGCGCAUUCGGAUCCAACAGCUCUCGCAAUAGCCCAGAGCUGGAGCACAUUCGUCCAGAGUUGGAGCGCAUUGGUAGAGCUAUACUUCCCAAGUUGAAGGGUUCACCUUUGGCUGCCAAAACUCUUGGACGCUUGUUGAAAAGUAACUUAAGUGUAGAGCACUGGGAGGACAUAUUGAGAAGUGAAUUGUGGAAAUUGGAACAAGAGGAGACUGACAUUUUGCCAGCCCUUCGACUGAGUUACGUUUACCUACCACGACACAUGAAAAGAUGCUUCUCAAUAUGUGCCCUGUAUCCAAAGGAUCAUAAAUUUGACAAGGAGUUUUUAGCAGACAUUUGGGUAGCACAAGGGUAUGUGGAGGCUGAAGAUGCAUCAUCUUGCUUUAAUGACCUUGUAAAUCGGUCAUUCUUUCAGAAAGCAGCUGGCUAUAGUGAUAUGUACGUAAUUCAUGACUUGAUACAUGAUACUGCACAGCUAGUCUCCAAGGAUGAGUGCUUCAUCAUACAACAUGUGAGUGACCUAGCUAAAAUCCCAUCAAAGGUUCGCCAUCUGUCAAUAUUCACCAAGGGAAAUAUCAGCUGUACAGAAAUAGUGACUAUUUGCACACAAAAUAAAAAACUGCGGUCCCUAAUAUGCAAUGAAUCUUACCGAAGUAUUAAACAAUUCGCUCCCGUGAUUGAUUGUUGGUUCAAGGAACUCCCGAGUAUCCGUGUAUUGAUUUUUAAAUUUUCAACGGUGAGAAAGUUACCUGAGAGCAUAGGCAACUCAAAACAUUUGCGUUACCUUGGUUUAUUGGGAAGUUCUACUUUCGAGACCCUUCCUUCAUCUGUUAGUUGCCUGUAUCAUGUCCAGACUAUAAAUGCCAAGGGUUGUGUUUUCAAAAGAUACCCUCAAGGUUUCAGUGAUCUGAUUUCCUUAAACAAAAUUGAAUCAAAGGGCUUCCAAUUUAACAAGGUUAAAGAUAAGCAAUUCCUAGAAUGGUCCACAACGGAAAUAGCUGAUGAACAAUUACAGAUGACAGAGGAGCAGAUUGAAUUGUUACCUCAUUGGAAUCUUGAGCAUUUGAUAAUAAAGAAUUACCUAGGUCAAUCUUGCCCCAGCUGGCUCCAGCCAGACUGCCUGAAAGUGCUGACUUCACUUGAACUUUAUGGGUGCAGGAACAUUCAGAGCCUAUCAUUCUUUGACCCACUCUUUUCUGAUUUAGAAGAGUCAAACAGCAUUUAUCACCUUGAGGUGUUGGAUGUCCACCAGUGUCCUAACAUUGAUUGGCAAGGUUUGGUGGCUUUACCCUCUUCUCUUAGAAGGGUUACCCUUGGCAACUUUGGCCAUUCGACAGAUCACUUUGUGAGUUGCUUUCGUGGCCUCUCCCUCCUGACACAUCUGGAAAUACAUUGCUGGUUCUUAACAUCUAUUCCCCUGCAAGUUUGGAUGAGUAAUCUUCCAUCCUUGGAGAAUUUGCGUAUUGAUAAUUGUGGCUCCCUCACAUCCAUCUGUGUCUCUGAGGCAAGCAACAUACACACUGUUGGAGUAUUUUCAUCCCUUUCAACAGUCACCAUUUCGUUUUGCAAUGCACUGUUGAGUCUUGAUGAGUUCUUUAUGCCCGCUUAUAUGCCUUUCGUGAAGACCAUUGAUGUGUUAUUUUGCAAGGAAUUAGCAUUACUGCCAGUUCAUGAGCUCCACCUUUUUUCUCGCUUGGAGAAGCUAUGUAUUAGAAACUGUCCCAAGUUGAAUAUGCAGAGGAGAAUGACAUUACCAUCCUCUCUUCGGAUGCUCAGCUUAUUACUUUGUCCAAGCAUAGAGUACAUCGACAACAGCCAUCUGGCGAGUGCAAUGAAACUCAAGGGACUUAGCCUUCAACUUAUGAGGUGUCCAGACCUCAUCUCUAUUGUUGGUGCUAUAUCUGUCUCUGAAAUAGUGCAGGGUCGUAUAGAAGAUUGCCCCAAGCUGAUGGAGAUAACACAACCUUUUAAGGUCAUGACUGGCCAUAAAUAAUGAUGAGCGUUCAAGAUGAUUUCAGAUGCAAACAGCACAGAACAUGCCAACGUAAGUUAUGUUGGGGAUCAGGGAGAAUCAUCUCUCAGAAUAUAUAUCUGGUAAUAUACUGUGUUAUUGUGUAUUGGAUCGAGAGAGCCAAAAGAAAGUGCAGCCUGAUCAGACCAUGGGUAGGCUAGGAGAUGAGAAUCUCAAGAACUGAAUUUGUGGGUGUUACCCCGAAAUGUGUAUUUUUUUUGGAUGAUACCCCAUAGUUGAUGUGGAGAUUUACAUGGAAGACUAUUAUAUACAUACUAAAAAAACAUGUGUGUUGCAUCAGGAAAAAUAAUAUUAUGAUAAAACUUAGAUUAUUCAGGUUCAAUUAAU